Molecule: messenger RNA, 6889 nt
Organism: Hippocampus zosterae (dwarf seahorse)
Lineage: Eukaryota; Metazoa; Chordata; Actinopteri; Syngnathiformes; Syngnathidae
Exons: 7
Coding region: 57-6353 (2098 amino acids)
Biological process (GO): fatty acid biosynthetic process
Molecular function (GO): 3-oxoacyl-[acyl-carrier-protein] synthase activity; fatty acid synthase activity
Source: RefSeq, a predicted model, not a curated record
GUCUCGCGGCGGGAACACACGGGACAGGACGCCGAACUGAGGUGUGCUCCGCGAGGAUGGAGCGGGCUGAAGACGACAUCGCCGUGGUGGGCAUCGGCUGCAACUUUCCAGGCGGAGAGGGUCUGGAAAACUUCUGGAAGGUUCUGGUGAGUGGCCAGAAUUGUUCUAUGCCGAUUCCCAAGGAGCGGUUCGACUUAUCCGCUUGGUAUGACCCCGACGACAACAAGGCGGGCAAAUCCCGCACAGCCACCGCCGCCCUCAUUGACGGUUUCAACCAGUUUGAUCACAAAUUCUUUGGCAUCAGCGACAGUGAGGUCGAACAAAUGGACCCUCAGCAGAAGCAGCUGCUUCAAUGCGUCUACAGAGCUCUGGAAAAUGCUGGCAUACCUAUGGAAAAGGCUAGCGGGACCAGAACUGGAGUGUAUUUUGGACUCAUGAACCGAGACUAUGAAACCAACGCGGCACACGUUCAUCCCAGCAUCAUCAAUCACUGGACCGGGGCAGGGUUGGCCAUGAGUAUCGCCGCUAACAGAGUGUCAUAUAUCUUCAACUUCACCGGGCCGUCGUUAGCCAUCGACUGCGCAUGUUCGUCAUCCCUGGUCGCGCUCCAUCUCGCGUGCCAGGCCAUCAAACAAGGGGACUGUGGCAUGGCGGUGUGUGGCGGCGUCAACUGCAUCACCGAGCCCAGAGUCUUUGUGGCCCUCAGCAAGGCCAAGAUGAUUUCCCCGGACGGGACCUGCAAGCCUUUCUCUAACAAGGCCAACGGUUACGGCCGAGGCGAAGGAUGUGGUGUGGUUCUCCUUAAACCACUGACAAAGGCCUUACAAGACCAGGAUCACAUCUGGGGGAUCAUCAGCAAGACCGUCGUCAACCAAGACGGACGCUCCGUGUCACCCAUCACCAAGCCCUCCAUGACUCAGCAGGAGGAGCUUCUGCGGAUGAUCUACACUGAGUGUGACCUUGCUAAUGUCCAGUACAUCGAGGCUCACGGCACCGGAACACCAAUCGGUGACGCAACGGAGACGAUGAGCCUCUCGAACGUCAUUGCUAAAAUCAGGGCUUUGGAUGGACAGACUCUGCGGAUCGGCUCGGUCAAGAGCAAUAUCGGACACACGGAAUCUGCCGCUGGAGUGGCCGGACUUAUCAAGGUGCUUCUUAUGAUGAAGCAUGGGACCAUUGUUCCUUCGGUUUUCUUCUCGGAGAAGACGGCCAGCGUAGACUUCAAGGCUCUGAACAUGCAAGUUCCUACAGAAGUGGAAAAAUGGGAAGCAAGUGGUGAGCGGGUUGCAGGUAUCAACAAUUUUGGCUUUGGGGGUACAAACGCCCAUGCUAUUGUCACCCAGCACACGCAGUCGCAUAGAAUGAACAAGAAGGAGAACAGGAGGAUCAAAUAUUUUGUCAUGUCAGCAAAUUCCCCAAAAUCUCUCACGCUCACGCUAGAAGACACCAUUAAACGUCUGGACACCGACAUUGAUCUUGAUCACCUUUUGUACACAGCGGCAUGCAGGAGGAGCCACCUCAAACACAAAUACAGACGGGCCUGCGUGGUUUCAUCCAUAACUGACCUCAAAGAGAAACUCCAGGCUGCUGUGAACAAAAACACAACAAGCCCAUCACUCCAAGAUCCAAAGUUAGUGUUUGUCUUCUGCGGUAAUGGUCUCACUUACCACGGCAUGGGCAAGCAGUUGCUCCGAUACGAGACAGUCUUCAGAGACAAAAUUGAGCAGAUUUCCCGAGCCUACCAGCAGCUGAGCAGCCUCAACAUCCUGGACACGCUUGAGAGCGAGAGCGAGCCGAGUGAUUACAAUGCUGUGGACGUGGUCCAGCCUCUCCUCUUUGCCCUGCAAGUGGGCAUCGCCACCUUGCUUGAGCACUGGGGUGUCAAAGCCGACGCCAUGCUGGGACACUCUGUUGGCGAGGUGGCAGCGGCUCACUGCUCGGGCCUCCUGGCCCUAGAGGAUGCCCUCAAAGUCAUCUACUUCCGCAGCGUUCUCCAGGGUGAAGUGACAGGGGGGAAGAUGCUGGUAAUCAGCAACAUGGCCGUAUCAGAGGUCACUGCUCUUCUCCCUCAAUACUCCGGAAGAGUUUGCCUUGCUGCUUUUAAUAGCCCACAGUCAUGCACUCUCUCAGGGGAUGCCGACGCAAUCCAGAGGCUUCAGGCUAAGCUGAGCAGCACAGCUAACAGCGAGAACCUCUUCAUCCGUGUUCUCGAGGUCCCCGCUGCUUACCACAGCCAUAUGAUGGAUCCGAUUCUGCCAAAAAUCAGAAAGGCGAUUGGCUGCUUGGUGGGGAACGAACUCAGUGCCCAGUUAUUCUCAACCGUGACUGGUGAGGAGGCACAGAUGGGAGAUUUUUGCUCAGGUGAUUACUGGGCCAGAAAUGUGCGUGAGCCCGUCGCUUUCGAUCCGGCAGUCAGAUCAGCCAGUCAGGGGAAAAAAAGCGCAGUCUUUGUGGAAAUAGGUCCAAGACGAGCCCUCCAGAGGAACAUCAUGGAAACUCUAGGAAAUGACACAGCUGUCAUAGCCUCGCUGCAGCCAGAUAAAGAGCACGAGACACUCGCGUCUGUCGUUUCAAAGCUCUUUGAGCUUGGUGUACACAUAGACUGGAACAGCUUUUACGCAGGCUAUGAGGCGCCACCGCUGCCUUUCCCGAGAUACCAGUUUGAUUCCUCAGACAGGGAUGUCAUCAUCAAAGGGGCUCAAAAAAGCACAGGAAGUAAUCACCCUGUUCUCUGUGUCAGAGGCAAUGAGAGCAACACUUUCAGCUGCGACUUGAUGUCUGACUCCACCUUCUACCUGAAAGAGCACAAACACAACAAAGUACCCAUCAUCCCCGGGGCCUUCUAUGCCGAGUUGGGUUUGGCCGCAUUCAUGGCCUGCGCCAAACCAAAAGUCCCUCUCAACUCACUGCAGCUGAAUGUCAAUUUUCACAGCCCAUUUGUCAUAACCCCAAACCCCCUAGAGAUGAAGGUGCAGCUGGAUCAAAAGGAGAAUGAAGCUAUUUUCACUGUGUUUUCCUCAUCAGCCACAUACGCAUCAGGCGCGGUUGUCUUAAAGAAAGAUCGACCAGUCGAAGAGCAGCGCAUUGACCUGAAAAGCAUCUAUAAAAGAUGCACAUCUGUCGUGACCUAUCAGGAAUUUUACGGUUACCUUGCCCAAGGAGGCUUUCAAUAUGGAGAGGUUUUCACAAAUAAGGCGAAUGUACACUACGGGGAAGAUCUGAAAGAGGCUUUUGCCUUGGUCACAGUUCCUGAGGCACUACGGUCUCAGCUGCACGACUACUAUGUUCAUCCGGUAUUGCUGGACUUCCUUAUGCAGCUCCUCCCAGUCACAGUAGAGCAUAUUUUUGCUGGUAGGCCAGGAUUCCCUGCCAAGAUUGGAAGUUUGACCGUGUUAGAACCCUUACAAGAGGAGAUGACAGUCUACCUGAGGGCAACCGAUGUCGGGGAAGACCAUUUUGAGGUCUGCGGAUGCUAUGCUGAUCGGCAUGGUCGGACCUUGGUUGAGGUUAAGCAUGUGUUGAUCAAAUACCUUGGCAGUCGCUCUCAUGUUGUUGACGAAUACUUCUACCACAAUGAAUUCAGUGUGAUGUCCGAGGGGAUUACUAAUGAGCCACCUCCAAUGGCCUUGGUCUUCUCUGACAACAUAGGAAUCGCAAAAGCCCUACAGCCCUACUUGGACUCGCGCUCUUGCUACAUUUCGAUCACACAUGCAAAAGAUAUCUUGAGCCAUGGAUUUCCAUAUCUCUUGGCAAAACUCAAUGUAACAGACAUUAAAGAGACAUUUGCUGAGGUCUUGUUCAUUUGGGGCAAAGAAAACCUAAACUCGUUCACACCUGAUGAUAUCCUGCAGAAUCUAUCAAGUUGCUGUGAAAGUUUCCGCCAGGUGGUCCUCGAGCUCAAGCAAAUCCACUUCCCCAACUCCAUCCGAGCAGUAACUUACUGUUCAUCCGAGCUCACAGUUGAUCAUAUCAAUCCAGGCUUUGCCAUUGUAGGCAUGACAAGGUCCCUUGCCGCAGAAAUAGCAGAGCUCUCAUUCCAAUUGGUUGACAUAAGCUCCAGCUGUGCAAAGGACAUUGCGGCUCUGUCCGAGGUCCUCAGAGCUUAUCCUUGCAGCAAAUACCCAGAACUGGUGGUCAGAGACGGGGUGAUUUUAAAACCCUCCAUUGCACGUACCCCACUUGAACUGACUGACAAAUCUGAAGAAACUUUUGAGUCCAACACUUCUGAACCUUGCAUCUUUCAGACUGCGGACGCUUUUAAAAUGAGUCGCUUGAGUGCCGUUCCUGUCCAUGCUGACGCGGGACCAAUGAGUGAUACGUCAGUUGAAAUUUCCCCCACGAAAUUGUGUGUCCAUUCAUCAGAGUAUUUCCCUGUCAGUGCCUCACAUCUGAACUUUGGCCAGACUCUGUACUGGAACAAACACUCUUCACAGAACCACAAGCUCCUCAUGCUUGACUUCAGUGGAAUCGUUACCAAGGUUGGAAAGGAUGUCAGGAAAUUAAAAGUGGGAGAUUCUGUGGCUUCCUGUUACCCUGUGGGAGCAGCCAGUCGGGUCAGAGUUCCACAGGAUGUGUGUUACACAACCAAACAACUUCCCUUCCUUCAAACAACGCCUUGUGUAUCCUUCUUUGUACUGGCGAGGGAAAUCCUUUGUCGGGUCUUGCCAAAAGCCAAGCAUCUUCUCGGCAUCAUAUCUCCUAUUCUUGAUUCCGUUCUGGUCAAGGUUUUGACAAUUGCCUCUCAAAAGGCUGGUUGGAACGUGAUUGUUGGAACCCACGGCUCAUUUAAAGAUGCCAUUCUAAUUGAUGCAUUGAUCAUCCUGCCUCCAUACAACAAAAGUUUGAUUGCAGAAGUCUACAACUUUCCUGGUGUCAAGAAUGUUGUCCUUGUUCAAGGAUCUCAGACACAGCACUUGCUUGUCCAGGAUGACCUCCAGAAUGUAAAAGAAAGUGUCCAUGUGCAAAAAAUCGAUAUUCCGGUUCUUUUGCAAAAAGGAUCCCUGAGUGCUCGAAGGCUAGGUGUUUAUCACUGGCUUAAGUCCUUCAAUCUGAGCAAAAAGUUUUCCCUCGAAAGCUUCACCUUUCAGUCCAGCACAGGUGACAAAAUCCAAAGCCUUUCCUCAGAGAAGCCAGAAUCUUACUUCCAUGCAAAAAAAUUGGCUGUUGUGACCCUGGAAAAAGGUCAGACGACCGCGACAUCAAACAUUCCACUUCUGUGCUCAAAAAAGCAGCUUUUCCGAAAGAGAUCAGUGUACAUUAUAGUAGGUGGUCUGACCGGACUGGGCUUCGAAACAGUGAAGUUCAUCUCACAAAAGGGUGGCGAGGUUGUCAUCACCCUCUCGAGGAGCAAGCCCUCGGCGGAAGUGCAGCAGGAGAUCCAAAACAUAAUGAAGCAGUGUGGGAACAAAGUUGUCAGCAUGCAAUGUGACAUUGCAGUGUAUGAGCAAGUGCACAAGGUCAUCCGCGACAUUCAGCUUAAGUUCCAAGGUUAUCCGAUCAGAGGUGUGUUCCACAGUGCCGUUGUCCUGCAUGACGCGCUGAUCGAGUCCCUUGACAGAUCCAUCUAUGAAGAAGUUCUAAAGCCAAAAGUCAACGGCGUGCUCAACUUGCACAAGGCGACACUGAGCUGCCAGUUAGAUUAUUUUGUUUGUUAUUCCUCCAUAUCAGCCUUUCUGGGAAACGCGUCACAAACAAACUAUGCAGCAGCAAACACGUUCCUGGACUUAUUCUGUCAGUACAGGCGCAAGCUCGGCCUGCCAGCGCAGUCAAUCAACUGGGGAGCUCUGAACUUGGGACUCCUCUUGAACAAAGAGUCGUUCCAUCGCUUCCUGGAGGCCAAGGGCAUAAUGGUGCUGAUGGUGGCUGAGAUCCACAAAAGUCUGGAGCAAUGCUUGCUGCUCAACCGACCGCAGCAAGCUAUUUGCCGCUUUCACUUUCGGAACAUCCGCUUUAACAUCCUCUCACAAAACGUUGCUCUGACCAUGCGGCUGUCAGCGCUGGUGGAGCAAGCCCUCCAAAAGUCCAGAGAGUUGAAUUCUCAAAGCAAUAACACUGAGGAAGUGCCGGCAAGAGAUUACGUCAUCUCGCUGUUCAGCAAAACCGUUGGCAUGGACGUCAGCGAAUUGAAAGAUGACACGCCGCUUUUGUCUCUCGGCACGGACUCCAUGCAGGCCAUGACGCUGCAAAACCUCAUCUACCAGGACCGAGGCGUCAAUGUGCCACUGGUCAAACUAUUGGAUCCCAAUGCCACACUAGCCACUGUGGUGGCCAUCCUGAAUGAGGGGCAUGACUGUGGAACUCAUGACCACAACACUUUUUCAUCUGAUAAUACCAGCACUACAACAAGAUUUUGAGCAAGAUCAAUGCAGAUAUUUUUUUAUUCGAUGUAGCAGUACCUUAACUGGAUCCGUGGUCAUACAUUAUUUAUAUCCCAAAUUAACGUUCUCUAUUGAGGUGAAUGAAAAUGCCAUGAAUACAUUCCAGAGCAGGACUCACUUUCCUAGGACAGGUUCAUUUGGCAAAAAAUCUACACCCAAAAUGACAAUGCAAGUGCAAAACAGAACAGAUACCUGCACUUUCACUGCGAGGUAUUCACGAAGUCACUGAUGAAGUAUGCAUCCGCCAUAUGGUGGAGUGUCUGAAGGUCACGCACGAGUCUACUUUUUUGCUUUCAAAAUCAAUGUGGUCUUUGAUUCAUGUGGUACCUGUUUAUAAAAGUUGCUUACACUGUCGUAAUAUGCGAUUUAUUUUUUGGUAGAGUCAGUCAGCGCCGCGAGGAAUGCAAAGUGACCAAAUGUCCAAGUUGAGUAUGAACUUUUACAAUCAUUCCUGUGUUGUGUGCGUUGCCAACUGCUCAGUGUCUCAAUAAAAAGACCAGCGGUCAGUCAAA